CGCGCCAUUACCGAAAAGCCCACAAUAGAUCAAAAGUUUGGUCUCCUCAAAUUCCUUUCAUAAUUCAACUUCUCUAACCUCUUCAAAGCCUUUCUCUUAGCCCCAAUUGACCCUUUCAAUAAUUCCCAGCAUCAAAUCAAAUAAUAAUUAAGAUGCUGCGUCGGCUGGGAAUUCUAGGGCAAAACAUAAGGAAGAGCCCUAGAGUGGCAGAUGAGAGCAUGUUUGGAGGGGGAACGAACCAAGCCGAGUUGCCAAUCAUGGACAGAAGAUCACCGCCGAGAUGGAAGGGUUUUGCGAUCAUUUGCAGCGUCGUUCGAGCUCCGAUUCUGUCAUUGUUUUCGUGCUUCUCUCAACCUCAUAGUCACGUUAAUGGUGGUAACAACUUCACUGCUUAUGGUGUCUGGGCUAGUGGCGAGUUUGCGCAGAUUUCAGAGAUGAACCAUCUCAUGGUAAGUGACAGCAUGCGCUAUGCAAUCUUGAUGUGAAAAACUUAAAAAAUAAAAAUAAAAAGAGAAAUAAUGUAAUUAGUAGCAAAAUUGUUUGGUUUAGAGGAAAAAGAAAAGAAAAGAAAAUAGGGAUUUUUAUGUUUAGACUUUUGUGGGAUCUCCAUGUAAACUUUAUUCCCGUAUUUGUACCGGCAGUGAUAUAUGCAUUAUGUUUAGUGGGGAUGAGAAGUACAA
Molecule: messenger RNA, 680 nt
Organism: Morus notabilis
Lineage: Eukaryota; Viridiplantae; Streptophyta; Magnoliopsida; Rosales; Moraceae
Exons: 1
Coding region: 153-485 (110 amino acids)
Source: RefSeq, a predicted model, not a curated record